AUGGGUAACAUGGAGCAGAUAGAGUCAGAGAGCAAAGAAGGCCAACCGAGGAGUAUAGAAAAGCCCUGUAAAGAAGAAGCGCACGUCCUGUCCCAUGCACUCGCUCUCAUAACGGACAGUAAUGGUGAGCAAGGAAACCACGACGGAAUGGGCAACACACAGAGCAACACGUUAGCUCUGAUUGCAGUGGGGGAUUUGAAUCCAGAACCACCAGACCCAUCAGUUGAGCAACCUGUAAGGCUAGAAGAGGAGAUAGAGAUGAGCUCGGAUGUAGCUAAGGAGAGGGGUGCUGGUAGCCGAAGCUUUCCCACCCUGAUAAGAGAUAUUGUUGCAAAGUUUAGAGUGGAUAUACUCGGUCUUGUGGAACCACGUAUUAGUGGGAACAGAGCAGAUAACGUGGUAAAAAAGUUGGGUUUCUCUCACUGGAUAAGGGUAGAAGCUAGUGGGUUCUCAGGAGGAAUCUGGCUUUUGUGGAAUAGUGAGGAGUUCACAAUUACUUACAUAUGCUCCUCGACACAGUUCAUCCACUGUAAGGUGAGUAGCAGAAGGAACCCGAAUAAGGAGUUCAUUACUAUCGUCUAUGGGGAGACGAGGUCAACUGAAAGAAUGAUGCUUUGGGAAUCCUUGAGACUGAUCGCUGGCUCAAUUACUGGACCCUGGUUGGUUCUUGGGGAUUUCAACGCUUAUCUGUCGCCAGGGGACAAGAAGGGCAGGGGUAGCCCGAUUGAAGCAAUCAUGAAACCCUUUCAGGAGUGCAUUGAUGAUUAUGGCUUAGUUAAGUGUGAGAUAAGAGGGGAUAGAUUUACGAGGGAAAGAACUGGACUCAAGGAACGCCUAGACUGGGUCUUCUAUAAUGCGAUAUGGUCUACUUGCUAUCCAAAAACUCUUGUUUCGCAUGAGCUUUGUUUUAAAUCUGAUCAUAGGCUUCUAAUCAUGAACUCCAACGGACUAGAUAACCAUAGGAGGAGACCGAGGACUUUUACUUACCAAGCGGCUUGGGAACUUGAAGAGGAUUUUAAGGAGGUCAUAGCGCAAGCUUGGAAGCAAAAUUCCUGGUUAGAAGGUGUUAAAAAGUUCCAAAAGGAAGCACCAAAAUGGCAUGAUCAACAUGUAGGCAACCUGGGGAAGAAGAAAAAGGACAUUGUGAAAAGACUAGAAGGGAUUGAUAGACAUAGAAGGACUCACGACCACCCGGGUCUUAGAAGGCUGGAGGAGAAACUUUGGGCGCAGUACCAGAAAAUUAUACUGCAAGAAGAAUUACAAUGGUACGAAAGAUCGAGAUGCAAAUGGUUGUUGUGGGGUGACAAAAAUACCCGAUUUUUCCAUGCAUCCACUGUCCUCAGAAGGAAAAAAUAG
Messenger RNA from Neltuma alba, 1356 nucleotides. RefSeq lists its product as uncharacterized. The transcript is spliced from 2 exons. Lineage: Eukaryota; Viridiplantae; Streptophyta; Magnoliopsida; Fabales; Fabaceae. The record is from RefSeq and is a predicted model, not a curated record. Gene Ontology annotation, molecular function: catalytic activity. The coding region runs from base 1 to 1356 and encodes 451 amino acids.